AACGUUUUUCCAAACUCGCCGGAGCCGAUGAAGAAGUUCAAGAACAUAAGGUCAGAGUCGUUGACUUUAUUACUGGUCAACCCAGCCGGAAUCAUGGAAAGCGCCGACGAGUCACUGUUGCCGGGAGUGUAUAAAGAAGUAGGGAAAGCAUUGCAUACUGAUCCAACGGAACUUGGUUCUCUCACUCUUUUCAGAUCCAUAGUUCAAUGCCUUUGUUACCCUCUCGCUGCUUACCUCACCGGCGGUCAAAACCGCACCCAUGUUAUUGCCCUUGGUGCUUUCCUCUUGUCCGCUGCUACCUUUCUUGUUGCCAUUUCCUCCACUUUUACUGAGGUUGCCAUAUCCAGAGGAUUGAAUGGAAUAAGACUUGCAAUAGUCACACCAGCAAUCCAAUCUCUAGUUGCUGAUUCAACUGACGAAAGCAACCGUGGCAUAGCUUUUGGAUGGUUACAACUAACAGGAAACUUUGGCUCUAUCCUUGGUGGGCAUUUAUCGGUGCUUCUAGCUGAAACAUCAUUCAUGGGGAUCGCUGGCUGGAGAAUCUCCUUCCAUCUCAUCGGUUUUAUAAGCGUUAUAGUUGGUAUCUUGGUACGCCUCUUCGCCAAAGAUCCUCGCUUUGUUGAUAGUGAUGGCAAUGCAACAGAGCAACCUCCCCAAAAACCAUUUAGAGAAGAAGUGAGGGAACUGCUAAAAGAAGCAAAAGCAGUUGUAAAAGUACCUUCCUUUCAAAUUCUUAUUGCUCAUGGGGUCUCAGGUUCAUUCCCUUUGUCAUCAUUGUCAUUUGCUCCUAUGUGGUUGGAGCUUAUUGGAUUCUCCCACAAGACAACAGCAUUCCUUUUGACUUUGUUUAAUGUUGCUGGAUCAAUUGGUGGAUUGUUUGGAGGAAAGAUGGGGGAUAUACUUGCCUAACACUUGCCAAAUUCUGGUAGAAUUAUUCUUUCUCAGAUAAGCUCUGGUUCGGCAAUCCCUUUAGCUGCAAUUCUGCUUCUUGGAUUGCCUGAUGACCCUUCCUCAGCUGCAAUCCAUGGUUUAGUCUUGUUCAUAAUGGGAUUUAUGAUAUCGUGGAAUAGUCCAGCGACAAACAAGUAUGUUUCAUUUGGAAAAACUAUAUCAUUCUUCAUU
Messenger RNA from Nicotiana tabacum (common tobacco), 1122 nucleotides. Lineage: Eukaryota; Viridiplantae; Streptophyta; Magnoliopsida; Solanales; Solanaceae. The record is from RefSeq and is a predicted model, not a curated record.